GAGCGAGAGGAAGAGGCUGUGUGUGUCAUUAUGUGUGCAUCGGUCAAGUACAAUAUUCGGGGUCCUGCCCUCAUCCCGAGAAUGAAGACCAAGCACCGCAUCUACUACAUCACCCUCUUCUCCAUCAUCCUCCUGGGCCUCAUCGCCACUGGCGUGUUUCAGUUCUGGCCCCAUUCCAUCGAGUCCUCAAAUGACUGGGGUGUAGAAAAGCGCAGCGUCCGUGACAUGCCAGUGGUCCAGCUACCUGCCGACAGCCCCAUCUCAGAGCGAGGGGACCUCAGCUGCAGAAUGCACACGUGUUUCGAUGUCUACCGCUGCGGGUUCAACCCAAAGAACAAAAUCAAGGUGUACAUCUACUCUUUGAAGAAGUACGUGGAUGACUUGGGUGUGCCAGUCAGCAACACCAUCUCCCGGGAAUAUAAUGAACUGCUCACGGCUAUCUCAGACAGUGACUACUAUACUGACGACAUCAACCGGGCUUGCCUGUUUGUGCCGUCCAUUGACGUGCUGAACCAGAACACGCUGCGCAUUAAGGAAACUGCCCAAGCCUUGGCCCAGCUCUCUAGGUGGGAUCGAGGUACAAAUCACCUGCUGUUCAACAUGUUGCCUGGGAGUCCACCAGAUUACAACACAGCCCUUGAUGUCCCCAGAGACAGGGCUCUGUUGGCUGGUGGUGGCUUUUCUACAUGGACUUACCGGCAAGGCUACGAUGUCAGCAUUCCCGUCUACAGUCCGCUGUCAGCUGAGGUGGAUCUUCCUGAAAAGGGACCAGGUCCACGGCGCUACUUCCUCCUGUCGUCUCAGAUGGCACUCCAUCCGGAGUUCAGAGAAGACCUGGAAGCCCUCCAGGCCAAACACGGAGACUCGGUGUUGGUUCUUGAUAAAUGCACCAACCUCUCCGAGGGUGUCCUCUCCAUUCGCAAACGCUGCCACAAGCACCAAGUCUUUGACUACCCCCAGGUGCUGCAGGAAGCUACCUUCUGUGUGAUCCUGCGUGGAGCUCGGCUGGGCCAGGCGGCACUAAGCGACGUUCUCCAGGCUGGCUGUGUCCCGAUUGUCAUUGCAGAUUCCUAUAUUCUCCCUUUCUCUGAAGUUCUUGACUGGAAGAGAGCUUCUGUGGUUGUACCAGAAGAAAAGAUGUCAGACAUGUACAAUAUUUUGCAGAGCAUCCCCCAAAGACAGAUUGAAGAAAUGCAGAGACAGGCACGGUGGUUCUGGGAAGCAUACUUCCAGUCCAUUAAAGCCAUUGCCCUGGCCACCCUGCAAAUCAUCAAUGACCGGAUCUACCCAUAUGCUGCCAUCUCCUAUGAGGAAUGGAAUGACCCUCCCACUGUGAAAUGGAGCAGCGUGAGCAACCCACUUUUCCUUCCACUGAUCCCGCCACAGUCUCAAGGCUUUACCGCCAUCGUUCUCACCUACGACAGAGUGGAGAGCCUCUUCCGGGUCAUCACAGAAGUAUCCAAGGUGCCCAGUCUUUCCAAGCUGCUAGUUGUCUGGAAUAAUCAGAAUAAAAACCCUCCAGAAGAUUCUCUCUGGCCCAAAAUCCGGGUUCCAUUAAAAGUUGUACGGACUGCUGAAAACAAGUUGAGUAAUCGUUUCUUCCCUUACAAUGAAAUUGAGACAGAGGCUGUUCUGGCCAUUGAUGAUGACAUCAUUAUGCUGACCUCUGAUGAGCUGCAGUUUGGCUAUGAGGUCUGGCGUGAAUUCCCAGAUCGCUUGGUGGGUUACCCAGGCCGUCUGCAUCUCUGGGACCAUGAGAUGAGUAAGUGGAAGUAUGAGUCUGAGUGGACAAAUGAAGUGUCCAUGGUCCUCACAGGGGCAGCGUUUUAUCACAAGUAUUUUAACUACCUGUAUACCUACAAAAUGCCUGGGGACAUCAAGAAUUGGGUGGACGCUCAUAUGAACUGUGAGGACAUCGCGAUGAAUUUCCUGGUGGCCAAUGUCACAGGGAAAGCUGUCAUCAAGGUCACCCCACGAAAGAAAUUCAAGUGUCCCGAGUGCACAGCUAUCGAUGGACUUUCGCUAGACCAGACACACAUGGUGGAGAGGUCUGAGUGCAUCAACAAGUUUGCUUCCGUGUUUGGGACCAUGCCUCUCAAAGUGGUAGAACACCGAGCUGACCCUGUCCUAUACAAAGACGACUUCCCUGAAAAACUGAAGAGCUUCCCCAACAUCGGCAGCUUAUGA
Molecule: messenger RNA, 2187 nt
Organism: Chrysochloris asiatica (Cape golden mole)
Lineage: Eukaryota; Metazoa; Chordata; Mammalia; Afrosoricida; Chrysochloridae
Gene: EXT2
Product: exostosin glycosyltransferase 2
Exons: 13
Coding region: 31-2187 (718 amino acids)
Cellular component (GO): membrane
Molecular function (GO): glycosyltransferase activity
Source: RefSeq, a predicted model, not a curated record